UCCACAUCGACGUUCUCAGUUGAUUCGAAAUUAUAAGGAAAUAAGCGGAUUGAAAGGUUAUUGGCUCUCAGCUACUGUCACUAUACUGCUCCUGUGUGCAGCGCUGUUACAAACAUCUGUACACAUCAGCAAACAGCAGUGAAACAGGAUAUUCAUUUAACGAAGCACCAGCCAGGUAGCUGCAUCACUGAUGUUGAUGAAAAAGAAAAGUCAUACGUGUUUAAUAUUGUCCAGUAUGGCCUCGUUAGUGCUGCUCAUGAUGGUGCUGUACGGCAGCAUCAGCAGACAACAGGCGGGUGUCUCUAGCCUCAGACAGGACUACCAGCUGCUGGGCAGACCGCUCUACAAGCUGGACCUCACCUGGCCUAAGAACCCGGAGCUCUUCACCGGGGAAGUGUUUGGAGCAGCUGUCAACCAGUAUGCUGGUGUGGUGUAUGUGGCACAGAGAGGCGACAAUGUGCCCAAGGUGCUGGUGUUCACCACAGAUGGAGAUUUCCUCAUGGCCUGGAACACAACCACCUUGGAGAUGCCUCAUGGGAUAUUUUUAGCCGAUGCUGCCACAUCAAACCCUACGGUCUGGAUCACGGAUGUGGGGAGCGGCCCGUACGGCCACAGCAUCAAACAGUACUCGCCCUCUGGAAACCUUUUGCAGGUGCUUGGUACACCAGGGAAGGCCGGCUCUUCGUUGACCCCUCUGCAGUUCGACCAGCCAGCUGAGAUCUUUGUGCAUGAGUCUGGGGAAAUGUACAUCGUGGAUGGUGACGGUGGGCUGAACAACCGCCUCAUCAAACUGUCAAAAGACCAAGAGGUGUUGUGGAUGCACGGAGAGAAAGGGCAAGGCUUGGCUCAGUUCUACAUCCCCCACAGUGUGACCGUGGAUAACGCCCAGAGGGUGUGGGUGGCCGAUAGAGGGAACAAGAGGAUCCAGGUCUUUAACUCCAUCACUGGGGACUGGCUGGGCACAUGGGGAAGCUGCUUCACUGAGGAUGCGCCCUAUUCUGUCCGCCUGACCCCGGACAAGAAGUACUUCGUCGUCGUCCAGCUCAACACCAAUCAGAUUUCGCUGCUUGAUGCACCACCGGUGGGUUUGAUUGGUCAGUGCAGAGUGGUCAGUGUGAUUCAGCUGGCUGACGAAGUCAAGCCUCACCUGGUAGACCUGGACCUGAAGACAGGGGCUCUGUAUGUAGCUGAGAUUGGAGCCCAGCAGGCCCAGAAGUUCACCCCCUUCAGUCUGGGUGAAAAUUUCCUGUAGAGGCACACUGGGCUGGGACUGGAAUGGCAUGAUUGAUCAGAAACACUGUGCCAUUUAUAAGCAUUAUCAUUUAUUUAGAAAAGGACUUAAAAUGUCCACAUGUUAGUAUUCUGUCAUUUGCAAUAUUAAUAUCCAAAACAAAAAAAUGCAAUUCAGCCAGUAUAGUAAACCUUAAUCAUUGAGUCAUGAGACGGCUAUGGUACCUUCUGACCAGACCUAUGUCUAUUGAUAAAGCAUUCAAUUGUAACAUAGAAUACAACAUAAAAAAUUGCUAUCACAAGACAGGACUGUCUUUAAGUGUUUUAUUGUAGAACAAAUGCAAAAAUGACCUUUUUUCAUUACAAUAAUUAGUUUCAAAGGAAUAGUUCAACAUUUGGGGAAAUAUGCUCAUUCACUUUCAGUCAGAGGUUGAGAUUAAAAGAUGCAGUGUUUCCCAUUAAGUAUCUAGACUGUGGUGAGCCGCCACGGUCUAGUUAAUCAAUGGCAGCCCACCACAAUCCCGCCAAAGUUUCAUAAUGAACCAAAAAUAUUUGAACACUUGUCAUACCAGCAUAAAAGAUCUCUAACUUUAAGAUGUUGAAGCUUGUGCUGCUUGUGACUUUGUUUUUGGGAGCCUCGCUGUGGCUGUAUGCAGGUUAAAUACAAGUAGCUUUGGCAACUAGCUGCUACUACCUAUAGGCAUGCUAAGCUAAGCAUCACUGCUCCAAGUUAACACAAAGUUGCAACAUCAGUCAUAUUUCACCGAUAAGGAGAGGAAUUACUGAAGAAUAGAGCAACAGUGUUAUACGUGUAGUAUCAUGUAUGACAUAAGAAGCUUAAAAUCCUCAAUUCAGUAGAAAUAAGUAGUGUACAAAAACAAUGUCUGAAAAUAGUUUAAAUAUUUGAUUAUAUUUGCCAUGUCAUCGCCAUUCAUAUGUAUACAACCAAUGUGUUUAUGGUUCAACUGUUUACUACAGCACUAAAUUGAGUGAACUAAAGAGCUCAAAGUUCUGAUCUAGCUCCUUAAUUUAGCUCUUAAAGUGCACCGGAUUGAUGCAUUCAACAUUUAAAUGUACAAGAUGUUCCUCCCAGAGGAUCCAAGUUCCACUCACCAAAAUCCUGUGGGAAACACUGACUGACACUGACUUCAGAGCCGAGCCUAGACUAGAAGCAGAGGCAAACAUCUGUCCUGGCUCUGUCCAAAAAUGUUCAAAAAAAUAUAAAUACCAGCAUGUCUAAAGCUCACUAAUGAACAUGUUGUAUAUAUUUGGUUUGUUUUUAUCUGGACCCAAACAGACUGUUUCCUGGCAAACAACAGUGUUUCCAUACGCCCAGUAGCCAUGUGCUGCAUAUCUGCCUCCACUGUUUGUAUAGAUAUAAUAAAACAAGCUAUAGAGGUGUUUGAACUUUGGACAGAUCCAGACUAGCCCCCAUGGUACAUCACAUCAUCAGAAGUUUUGCAUUGCCUC
Scomber scombrus (Atlantic mackerel) is the source of this 2700-nucleotide messenger RNA. Its product is annotated as NHL repeat-containing protein 3-like. The transcript has 3 exons. Bases 191 to 1252 code for a protein of 353 amino acids. The record is from RefSeq and is a predicted model, not a curated record. Gene Ontology annotation, biological process: proteasome-mediated ubiquitin-dependent protein catabolic process; negative regulation of translation; protein polyubiquitination. Gene Ontology annotation, molecular function: translation repressor activity; ubiquitin protein ligase activity; protein binding. NCBI's taxonomy places the organism in Eukaryota, Metazoa, Chordata, Actinopteri, Scombriformes, Scombridae.